UGGAGUCAACCGAACCGGUUCACCAUGAUUCUGGGAUUAUUUCUACUCUCGAUGGUUGUGAGUUUGCUGGCUCAAGACAUUGUUUUCCCGGGGGCCGAAAUUGGAGAAUUGAAAAAUCGAAAUGCAUCAAAAACUCGGCAUUGUCCCCCGAACAUGAUGUACGUCCCCGAGGAAGACGCCUGCGAAUGCGAGACAGGAUUCCUGUACUACGGUCCGACCGACGGCUGCUACGCGCCGUACCAGAGGGGCCCAUGUCCCCCCGGCGAGCACCUGGUUCUCCCCAGGGGCUCGGAAAUCGCCAAGUGCCUGGCGAACCCCUGCGGCAACAACGGCACCGUCCCCUUCGAGAACACCUGCAUCCACCUCCUGACCCCCGGCCCCCCGUGCACCGGAGGACAAGCGGCGGUCGUCGACGAAGCCACUUACGAAUUAUCCUGUCGGAGUGUCGGGGCCAUUCUCUACCAGAUCAUCACCGCGCCCGUCCGAGGAUGCAGGCGCGGGUCGAGGAGAAUAGCCAGUGGAAAGUGCCGAGCGAUUCUUUAAUUGACAACUAGUGUGAUUGGUUCACCAGCGGUGAAGACUCAUCGACCGAAUUAGUCGUUUCACUUCAGGAAAAUUACGGACUUCAGAAAUCGGCUGAAUCAUUUUUUCAAUAUUUUUUUAUCCCUCGGAAUUUUGAAAAAUAAAAAUCUUGCAGAGGAUUGUCAAGAACGAGUUUGCACGAAAAUUAAA
Molecule: messenger RNA, 732 nt
Organism: Diachasma alloeum
Lineage: Eukaryota; Metazoa; Arthropoda; Insecta; Hymenoptera; Braconidae
Exons: 2
Coding region: 25-543 (172 amino acids)
Source: RefSeq, a predicted model, not a curated record